CAUCAUCAUCAUUGUGCGAUGGAGGUAGUAGACCCGCUCUCCAGGAAAUGCUGCUCUUUAAUGAAAUGCAAAAGUUAUCUUUUUCCAUAUCGAUCAAGAAAGCUUUAGUAAUGCGAGUCAAAUAUGACAAAACGUUAUAUUAAAAAAAGAGAAAAUGAAACGUAAAAUUGCUAAAAUGAAACGACUACGACUGAGUCCUAAUGAAGAAGCACAGCUUCUAAAGGAAGAAUUUGACAGGAGAAGAAAGCUAAGAUUACAACAGGUUAGAGAACAAGAACGAUAUAUUGCAUACAAACUCCGAAAGGAAGUCCAGCAACGUCGCAGUGAUGAGCAUAAUCAUUUGGCAGAACAACUUAAAGUUGAAUGGCAAAAAGAACAGGCUGAUAAGACACAAGCACUGGAAGCUGUUUACCAUAACAGUAUGAAAUCUAUUGGAGAAGGACAUCGGAAUGCAAAGGAAAAUGAGCCAGAUUGGGCAGCAGUUGCUCAAAAAGUGGCUGAGAACAAACAGAAGGCAGAAGAGAGACACCGUGAGGCACUUAAAGAGCUAAAAUUUCAGAGAGAGAGACGCCUGGAAGAUGAAACUAGGCGCAUUCAAGCACGACAGAAAGCCUUAAUGCUAGAAAAGGAACGGGCUUUAAAAAUUGCAAGUUUGCCACCUGUAUUGCCAGACCCUAUUGAAUAUCUUGAUUUACAGAAACACCCUCAUGUGAAACUGUAUGAUGCUGACAGCUAUUCCCUCAGUUAUCACCAUCUGCCAGAGAUCUGUGUGGACAGAGAAAAUAAUGCUGGACAGCUUAAUGCUUGUGAAGCAGCUGCAGUAGAAGGAAAGCGCAUCGAUGAGCUACAGAAAGAAGAGGAACAGGAGAGGAAAGAGCAAAUAGAAAAAGCUCGUUUGAGAGGCUGUCAUGCUCUACAUGUAGUGCAUUUACAACAGGACAAAGAGCGCUUAAUGAAGGAGCUUGAGCAGUUACAACAAGCUGACUUAGCUCGGAGGAGACGUAAAGUGGCCUCAAUGCCUCCCCAAUUGUUUGAACCACCCUACAGACGUCAAGAAAUAAAAAAGGACUGGCAAAGACAACUUGAGUUUGCCUUUGAAGACAUGUACACAGGAGAGAAAAAGGUGAAAGGUGAUGUUUUGUGCCCGAAUCCAGAGCCACUUCCGGAACCAUCUAUUGCAUCCCAAGAUGAAGAGCUAAAUGUGACAUUGGAACCAGAGGCAGCAGCUGGCUCUAUAGAAGACUUUGUGGAAAGUGAGGAAGCUAAGAUUUUCAGAAAGUCACCUGUUCCUGAACUAGAACAGCCUGGUCCUGUUGUUGCCAAGCAGUCCUUACAAAAUCUAAUAAGUAGGAUAAGGACACAAAGGCAACAGUGGAUAUACCGAAGAGAAACUGAGAGAUGUAGUAAUGCAGUGACGACUGAAUCUGGUUCAGUUUCUAAUGAAGGACAGAUUGCACCAGAGGAAGAUGUUAAAGAAGUUGAUGAUCAAGUUGUAUGUUCUGAAGAGAAUAAAAUGUCAUCUGAAGAGCCCGUUAUUGCUGGUAGCUCUCUGCUACAUCCAAACGAACAAGCAUUCAAAAUGCAGUCGGUAGUAGAAAGAAGAAAACAGGAAGAAGAAAUAGAGAUGAAAAAGCAAGAGCAGGAGACUCUCCUGGCACAACUUGAAGAACAGAAAAAAAUUCUUGAGUUACGUCUGAAGGAAGCACAAAUUGAAAAGGACCUCAUACAAGCACAGAUGAAAAAGGACCAAGAAAAGGCAAUAAGCAUUGAAACUGCUUGCAAACAGCAGGUGUAUCCUGCAACAGAUGAACAUUUCCUAGAAGCUACAGAUUCUGAACAUUUGCAAAUGAUCCGUCAGUAUCAGCAGCGCUGUCUGGAACAGAACCAGCGUCACAAGCAGUGUGUUGUUGAAGCACAAAAACGUCUGAAUGACUAUCGGAUGAUGCUAAUGAAGAGAUAUCCGCAGAUGUCCACUUCACUCUCGAAGCCAUGCUCUAGUGGUACCACAGUAUCCUGUUAUACACCUGCGACUCAGGCUGAAGUGCUGAGAGAAGAUGAAUCGCACCUUUCUUUAGCCAAGCAAGUAGAGCAGCAACAAGGGGAGUUAUUAGCACAUAAUCCUUCUACAUUGCAAAUGGAAUGCCAAGAAAAGAAGUUUCCUCCUUAUGGAGCAUCUAAGAAUAAUAGUUUUUCAAAAACUUGUGCUGGUGGUUCUUCUGGAAUAAGUGAUGGCUCAAUAUACUCAUAUGUUCAGACCUCAUGUCAACUAGCUGAGCCACAUGGAGAGCAGCAAAGUGAUAAUUAUAAUUUAAAGCAUGAAAGUCUGAAAAAUUUGCCUGUGAACAUGGAGGAAGUGAAACUGCAUUCUGAGAGAAAAACUUUGGAACAUGAUGUUCCAGGUGCUGAAUCUUCCUUUUCCAAGUCUUUCGUACCAGCUGUGCAUGAAAGGGGUGUGGUGUUAUCUUUAGAAGAAAUGCAUGCUAAACACAGACGCCUCUGCGAGUUACAGGAGAAGCUGAAUAGGCAACAAGAAGCUAUCCUUGAAAGGCAAAGGAGUCAAUCAAAGCAGUUGAGUGAGAGACUAAAUGAGCUGGAGAGAGGAAACCAAAGACUGGAUAUUCCUAAAGUAGAACAAGUAAGCAAGGAACAGGAACCAAACAUGAAUAAUAGUAAAAUAAGCAAGUUAAAUCCUUCUUCUUUUGGCAAAGGUGCUGAUCUGCAUGCGUCAAAAUCAUCCCUCCAUGAGUCUUCUGGAAAAAACCAGGAUAAGAUGUCUCUUUUGCCCUAUCUCACUGGAGGAAUUGUGGAUAAAGAAUACCAUAAUCGACCUAUUAAGCCCCCACUUGCCAAGCACAGGCUUGGAACAUUAGCUUCAAUUAGCCAGCAUGAGCUCAGUGCCAUACCAGAAGUAGAAACACCUGUAAGUGACAGCCUUCCUAUAGGAGAUUCAUCAGAAUGUAAUGCCUCUGCUUCUGGCAGUGAAGGGGUUGACAAUUCAGUGUCUUCUCAAGUGGAUACAGCCAUGUUUUCUUCAUCCCACAGAGAAACUAGCUGUACUUCUAGACGUUUGACCUGGAGGGAGAGGCUAGAGCUGGAGUCAUCUUUGUCAUCAGACUUGACACUCCCAUCAUCGGUGUCCACUGAUUUGCCCAGUUAUUCAGCAGAUGUUGGAAGAGGAGUGGUGAGAUACCCUGGCAAACUAACUUCUCAGUCCACUGCUGACAUCCAGCAGACAGGUGAAAUAGUUUUGCCACCAGUCUCAAGUGUACAUGAUGGGGACUGCUGUUCAACAACAUUAUCUACUGGAAGUUGUUCUCCUUUGAGUGAAGAAUUGGGUGCUACUGGUUCUUCUCUGCAUUCAGUGCUGGCUGAUGAUGCCAAGAGUUAUUUAACAACUCCCUUUUACCCAGCUUCUGCUGGGCAUUAUGAAUCCUUGAAACAGUUCAGCCCUUUGUCUACUGAUGUGCCAGCAAGGUUUGAUAGUUGCCAAGUUCAGAACCUGAUUAACAAAUACACAAAAGUGUUGAGCAGGACAUUGGAAGAUGGAAGCUUUCAUGGACUUCCAGCAACUCUGGAUACUUCUGGUAUGGCAAAUUCUUCAGCCAGUCAUCCUUAUCUUGUGCCCGAUUUGGACAGUAGCCAGCAUUUCCAGCCCCUAAGACCAGUACUGGAUAUUGAAGACGAAGUUAAUUUGUCACCCUCGGCACGAAGGCUGUCGGCAUACUGUGGCGGUACUGUAAAGGAACAAGGAAAUCUUGAGCUGAAGUUUUUGACAGCAUCACAUGAGGAAGUUGAAAAAUCUAGUCUGACGUCCAGCUCAGGAAGCUUCUUGUCAAGGGAAUAUAAUCCUGCUGUAUCCGCAACUCCAACAGAAGUUUCCAGUGAUGAGAACACUACCCCUCAGAGCGUAAAAAACUUCAUGGGGCUACAGCCUGUGAUUGAUAUUUCUAUUGCCUCAUCCCCUCAGCCUGUAACACAUUCACUUGGAAGCAAUGCGUAUAAUACAGGGGGACAGAAUUAUUUGCAGAAAAAGAUAUUCUACUCUGGAAAGCUCCUUCAAACACAAUCUGGUAAAGAUCAUUUUAAAUUGGUUGACAGCCCAUUGGUUAAUUUUCAAGGCGAGAAAAGCUCAGCACUUCCAAUUGCACAUGACAGCUUUGAAUUUGGCAUUGGCAAAUUUCAUUCCACGUUACUUUCAUCAAAACUUGACUCAAGUCAGCAUUUCCCACCUCUGCAUUCAAGUUUGGAUUUAGAUCUUUUAACAACUGUCUCCUCUCCACAUUCAGAACUACAGUGUCAAACCUGUAACCACAGCAACUCAGAAAAGGCUCCAAGCAUCUCCGUUUCAGAACAUUUCUUGAAUUCAACUGUUAAGAAUGGAGAAGUAGGAACAGUACCUGCAAGCUUUGAUUUAGAGGUCCAGGAAGAUACCAGACCAGCAGUGAAUAAUACAGAUGAUGGUGCAAGUUCUGGUCUGCUUUCUGAAAGUUUAUAUCCUGUCCAGAUUGACUCCUGUAGCAGUGAAGAAACUCUCCCUGUUAGUCUGCCAAGCUCCUUGUCCUGUGUAACAACAACCACCAUGGGCUCAAGCCAGCUUAGUGGAGACAUACUUGUGUCCUGUACCAGUGAUACUGCUAUUCAGAGUACAGUCAAAGAUGAGUGUCUGCAGUGUGAUGAAGAGUGUUUACAACUUUCUGAAACUUCUGUAGAACAAAUGCGAAGUGAAAGUGUAGAAAAUUUGCCUGAGAUCCAGGAAUCAUUUUAUCAGCUUGAUGCAACACAUUCUGCAGUUUGUGGCUCAGAUCUUAUUGAGACCCAUUGUACAGAUCUGCCGUGUUCACCCAAGAUUCCAGCUACUGCAUGGAAUACAUCUCAAGAAAUAGCUCGGCUGGAAUCCUUUCCACGUUCCAGCAUGUUGGAGUCCAUAAGUAUGCCCAAAGAAAAAAACAUCAUUCCAAUAUGGGAAACAGACUCUGGGGCAGGGAUCCUGGAGGAGCCUGAAUUAACAUUUGUAAGCCUUGAUGAAACCAUCCUGCUGGAACAGAAUAGUCUUCAAGCAGAAAAUGCAGAAGACAAUGGCAGUAUACCCGGAAAUCUGAGCAAAGGGUCUCUGUUGGUGCAUUCACCUAAGGAAACUUCAGCAGAUUUGCCUGCAGAAAUAAAGGAUUCUGCCCACACUGUAUCUGAGGCCCUGACUAGUUUGUCUAGCACAAAUGAAAAAACAUCGUCUUCUGAAGUGAUUUUUUUAAACUCCCAUUCGUCAUCUAUGAACCUUCAAGAGAUGUUUCAACAGAAAAAAGCCGCAACAUUGAGAAGAUCAGCCCAAAGGGUUCAGGCUAUCAAAAAUAAAGACAGACCUUCAAAAUCUCCAAGUGUUAAAGAUGUCCACUUUCAAAAAGAAGGCCAAGUCCAGUGUACUGCAGUCAAGCAAGCUGAGCUUGGAAAGUUCACUAAGGUUGGUGAAGUGAAAGUGAACACUCCAGAGCAAAGAAAAGCUGCAGAGGCAGAAAUGUAUGAGCGGACUGAAAGGUUGUAUAAUCAAUUAUGUGAAGUAAAACAGAAGAGAGACAUGAAGAUGCGGCAGGAAGCUUAUGCUAAAAAUCGUCAGAAGGCAAAGGAGUUUCAACAAAAAAUUCUUCAGAAAUGUAGAAACAAACAGAAUCACAAUUGAUGGCAGACACAUUCAGGAAGAACUAUUCCUUUUUUCUUUUUUAUAUUCAUUAUUUAUUAGAAUGUUUUGUAAAUAUUGGCUGGAGAGGUUAUUUUUCUCCUCUCUUUGUUUUAAUUAUUUUGACGUGAAAAUA
Polypterus senegalus (gray bichir) is the source of this 5804-nucleotide messenger RNA. RefSeq names its product centrosomal protein 295 (gene cep295). The transcript has 33 exons. The record is from RefSeq and is a predicted model, not a curated record. NCBI's taxonomy places the organism in Eukaryota, Metazoa, Chordata, Cladistia, Polypteriformes, Polypteridae. Gene Ontology annotation, biological process: regulation of centriole replication. Gene Ontology annotation, cellular component: cytosol; centriole; centrosome. The coding region runs from base 155 to 5671 and encodes 1838 amino acids.